Messenger RNA from Propithecus coquereli (Coquerel's sifaka), 5005 nucleotides. RefSeq names its product HMG box domain containing 3 (gene HMGXB3). The transcript is spliced from 18 exons. The record is from RefSeq and is a predicted model, not a curated record. The coding region runs from base 436 to 4077 and encodes 1213 amino acids. NCBI's taxonomy places the organism in Eukaryota, Metazoa, Chordata, Mammalia, Primates, Indriidae.
CGAUCUGUGGUGUGCUGCUGCCGCCUCCGAACCGGUGCUGUGGUGACGCCCGUCUUCUUGCUGUCUUCCUCGAGCUCCCCGGGGCUUGACCCCCGGGGCCCUCGGCAGGCGUCUGUGAGGAGCCUGCGGAACGAACCUGUGCUCUUACACUUGCCCUUCACGACUCCAUAUCGCGACUCCAAGGAGGGAGAGCGAGAGGGACUGUCGCGACUCCGCGCCGUGUGUCUCCGGGCGGGGCCGCGGGGCCGGGGCUCCUCCAGCCCCCGGGAUGCGCGCGCGAGCCCUCGCCUCCACUUCCUUGUUGCCGCUGUCACGACUGGAGCCGCUUCUCGACGACAGCGGGGAGCGCAAGUGCGCCCGCCAGCUCCCUCGUCGAGCCCCAGGGCCGGGCGCCUCCGGGAAUGUGAGCCGCGAGGCUUGUACGCUCCUCUGGCCAUGGAUGCAUCAUAUGAUGGUACUGAGGUAACUGUCGUGAUGGAGGAAAUUGAGGAAGCCUACUGUUAUACUUCCCCUGGGCCACCCAAGAAGAAGAAAAAGUAUAAAAUACAUGGAGAAAAGGCCAAGAAACCCAGGUCUGCUUAUCUUCUGUACUAUUACGACAUCUACCUGAAAGUGCAGCAGGAGCUCCCCCACCUUCCUCAGUCUGAGAUCAAUAAGAAGAUAAGUGAGAGCUGGAGGCUUCUCAGCGUGGCCGAGAGAAGUUACUACUUGGAGAAAGCCAAACUAGAGAAAGAAGGUUUGGAUCCUAACUCUAAGCUGUCUGCACUGACCGCUGUGGUUCCGGACAUCCCAGGUUUCCGCAAGAUCCUACCCCGCUCAGAUUACAUCAUCAUCCCUAAGAGCAGCCUGCAGGAGGACCGGAGCUGCCCUCAGCUAGAGCUGUGUGUGGCUCAGAACCAGAUGUCCCCCAAAGGACCUCCUCUUGUGUCCAGCGCUGCCCCGGAGACAGUGCCCAGCCAUGCAGGCAUGGCAGAGCAGUGCCUGGCUGUGGAGGCCUUAGCUGAGGAGGUGGGAGCCCUUACCCAGCCAGGUGCUGUACAGGAGAUUGCCACCUCAGAGAUCCUCAGCCAGGAUGUGCUCCUAGAGGAGACUUCCCUGGAGGUAGGGGAGAGCCACCAACCUUACCAGACAAGCCUGGUGAUUGAAGAGACCUUAAUGAACAGCUCACCAGACCUCCCCACUGGAAGCCUGGCUCUGCCUCACCCCCAGCUUGGGGAGAGUGUGUCAGUGGUAACAGUCAUGAGGGAGAAGCCAGCCAAAGUCAAAGUAGAAUUGGCUCCUGGUGUCUCUUCCAGAGGCUCUGUAGUUAAAAGAAGUCAGCAGCCUGUCACCACUGAGCAAAAUUCCUCUAAGGAAAAUGCCUCUAAACUGACUCUGGAGAAUUCAGAAGCUGUAAGCCAGCUCCUAAGUGUAGCUACUCCAAGAGAAGUGGGUAAGGAGAAUGAGUGGGAGGAAGUGAUCAUCUCCGAUGCCCAUGUUUUGGUCAAGGAAGCUCCUGGGAAGUGUGGUAUCGCGGUCACUAAGACACCGGUCGUCAAAAGUGGUGUGCAGCCUGAGGUUACUCUGGGGACAUCUGAGAAUGACAGUCCCGGAGCAGACAUACCACCAGCUGAGGGGAUUGGCACCUCCAGUUCACUCCCUGCUCCUAAAAAACCUACAGGAGUUGACCUUCUCACCUCUGGGCCCAGAAAUCCAGAGCUUAAAGGCAGAGCACGGGGCAAGCCCUCAUUACUGGCUGCAGCAAGACCCAUGAGAGCAAUUCUGCCAGCCCCAGUUAAUGUGGGGCGAGGCAGCAGCAUGGGACUGCCCAGGGCUAGGCAGGCCUUUUCCCUGACUGAUAAGACUCCCUCUGUGAGGACUUGUGGCCUGAAGCCAAGCACACUGAAGCAGCUGGGCCAGCCCAUCCAGCAGCCAUCUAGCACUGCUGAGGUGAAGCUACCAAGUGGCCCAUCCAACAGGACACCUCAGGUGAAAGUUGUAGAGGUCAAACCUGAUAUGUUUCCUCCAUAUAAGUACAGCUGCACUGUCACACUGGAUUUGGGCCUGGCUACAUCAAGAGGCCGGGGAAAGUGCAAGAAUCCCUCUUGUAGCUAUGUGUACACCAACCGGCACAAACCUCGGAUCUGCCCCAGCUGUGGUUUUAACCUUGCCAAAGACCGAACUGAGAAAACCACCAAGGCUGUUGAGGCAAGCUCACCACUCCCAGAUGUGCUGAAUGCCACAGAGCCCCUGAGUGUGGCCCAGAAGGAGAUCCAGCGCCAGUCCACGCUGCAGCUUCUGCGCAAAGUCUUGCAGAUUCCCGAGAAUGAGUCAGAGCUGGCCGAGGUCUUUGCCUUGAUUCAUGAACUCAACAGCUCUCGACUUAUCCUGUCCAACGUGAGUGAGGAGACGGUGACCAUCGAGCAAACUUCUUGGUCGAAUUAUUAUGAGUCUCCAUCCACGCAGUGCCUUCUCUGUAGCAGCCCCUUAUUCAAAGGGGGACAAAACUCCCUGGCUGGGCCCCAGGAGUGCUGGCUGCUGACAGCAAGCCGGCUGCAGACAGUGACUGCCCAGGUGAAGAUGUGUCUGAACCCCCAUUGUCUGGCCCUGCACAGCUUCAUGGACAUCUACACAGGUCUCUUUAAUGUGGGAAACAAGUUGCUAGUAAGCUUGGACUUGCUUUUUGCAAUCAGAAACCAGAUCAAGCUGGGAGAGGACCCCAGGGUGUCUGUCAGUGUUGUUCUGAAGUCGGUGCAGGAGCAGACAGAGAAGACCCUGACCUCAGAGGAGCUGAAUCAGCUGCAGGAGCUGCUGUGCAAUGGUUAUUGGGCUUUUGAGUGCCUCACUGUCCGAGACUACAACGACAUGAUCUGUGGUAUCUGUGGUGUGGCCCCCAAAGUGGAAAUGGCUCAGAGGAGUGAAGAGAACGUGCUGGCACUGAAGAGUGUGGAGUUCACCUGGCCUGAAUUCUUGGGCUCUAGUGAGGUAAACGUGGAGGACUUUUGGGCCACGAUGGAAACAGAGGUGAUUGAGCAGGUGGCGUUUCCUGCCAGCAUCCCUAUCACCAAGUUCGAUGCCUCUGUUAUUGCCCCUUUCUUCCCACCACUCAUGAGAGGAGCUGUGGUCGUCAACACCGAGAAAGACAAAAACCUGGAUGUGCAGCCAGUACCUGGCAGUGGCAGCGCCUUGGUGAGGCUGCUCCAAGAGGGCACCUGUAAGCUUGAGGAGAUCGGCUCCUACAGUGAGCAGGAGCUGCGGUACCUGCUGAGGCAGUGUGACAUCCCCUUUCGGACAGAAGACUCCAAGGACCAGCUCUGCUUCUCCUUAUUGGCCCUCUACGAAUCUGUACAGAAUGGAGCCAGAGCUAGACAGCCCCCACCUCAUUUCACAGGCGGUAAAAUCUACAAGGUGUGCCCCCAUCAGGUGGUCUGUGGCUCCAAGUACCUUGUGCGGGGUGAGAGUGCCCGAGACCACGUGGAUCUGCUUGCUUCCUCCCGCCAUUGGCCACCUGUCUACGUGGUAGAUAUGGCCACACCAGUGGCCCUGUGUGCUGACCUCUGCUACCCAGAGCUGACCAACCAGAUGUGGGGGAGAAACCAGGGCUGUUUCUCAAGCCCCAUGGAGCCGCCUGUGAGCGUGUCCUGCCCAGAGCUCUUGGACCAGCACUAUACUGUGGACAUGACAGAAGCUGAGCACUCUGUCCAGCACCCUGUCACCAAGACUGCCACACGGCGCAUUGUUCAUGCAGGACAGCCCAGUCCUGGUGACCCCAGCACUGGGCACCACUCUUUGGCCCUGUGCCCUGAAUUGGCACCCUACACAGCCAUCCUGGCCUCCAUCGUGGACAGCAAACCAAGCAGUGUCCGCCGGCGGCCCAUUGCCUUUGACAAUGCCACCCACUAUUACCUCUAUAACCGCCUCAUGGACUUCCUCACCAGCCGUGAGAUCGUCAACCGGCAAAUCCACGACAUUGUGCAGACGUGCCAGCCUGGCGAGGUGGUCAUUCGUGACAACCUCUACCGCCUUGGGGUUGCUCAGAUCAAGACAGAGACAGAGGAGGAGGGUGAGGAAGAGGAGGUGGCUGUGGUGACAGAAUAAGCCAGGCUGUUGUACAGUGACUGCACCGUCUCUCUCAAGCCAUAGUAAGGCCCUUGCCUAAGGCACAGCUAUCCAGGGGACCUAUAGACAUGGUCACCCAUGGGGCCUCUGACUGCUGGGACUGACCAAAGAGCUUCCAUUUCCUGAGCAUGGUGGGGCCCAGAGUCCUUGGUUCUCACCUCUGGGGGUCAGGAGUGAUAUCAGGAAACUGCUUCCUGGUCCUGAGAGCACUUGGAGGAUGUGGGAUGCUUAACGGAGGGACGGGAGGCUGAGGGGCAGGUGGUGGCUCCCCUGGGGCCUGCUGCAGGUCCAGGUGGAAGUGGGGGUGGGCUAAGGCAGGAGCCCUGGCAUGGGGUGGGAAGGCGGCCGAGGUCUCUUCCACCCUGUGCAAUGCUGGUUUCAGCCCCACGAAUUCCUUAGCCUGUUGCCUUUGACAGGGGCCUUGGUGGCCUCAUUAGUUCUAGGGGUACCUUUGGGCUCUUGAUUCUCCCCAAAGGAGGAAUGCACUUCCUUCCUGCUCUUCUCGCACCCACAUCUGGGGAAGCUGAGGAGGGAGGAACAGUCAGCCACAGCUCUCUUCCAGGACUGUCCUCUCUGCCCUGAGCUUUGAAGAAAAGAAUCCCCUUCCUCCUUUCCCUGGCCACUGCUGCUGCACCUGACAUCCUCUCUGGGCCCUGGGACCCUCUCCACAGAGGGGAUGUGGCCUGUGGUCAUGACAUACCCUGGCAGCAGUAGGAUAAAGUCCCUUCUGUGAAGGGGAAGCAGACUGGGCCAUAAGGAAACAGCAGGACUGGCUCAAGUGCCCAAGGUUUGCUUAGGGCCUGGGAAUUGGCCAUGAAUUACUUAAUUUAUUGAGAGGAGUGGAGUAGGUGGCUUUUUUCCCCUCCCUCUUUCCCUGAGAAGAAUAAAGUUUAUUAAAUUACCUGGU